AUGGUCAAAACGAGCUACUGCACCGGAGAGGCUGGCAUCAAAACUACUCCCCCUAUAGAGCUCCUCAACCUGAAGAAGAAGCAGAAGAAGCAGAAGAAGAAACAGAAGAAGAAGCAGAAGAAGAAGAAGAAGCAGAAGAAGAAGCAGAAGAAGAAGAAGCAGAAGAAGAAGCACGGCUCAGACAGCAGCGAAUCUGAGGAGGAGAAGAAGAAACAGAAACUGAACCAGGCUCUGGCUACAGAGGACGUGCAUCUGAAGCAGGUAGAGGAGAUGAUGAAGGUGGAUGAGAGGAAGAGGAAGUACAACAGCCUGCAGGAGAUCAAGGAGCCCACGGAGGAGGAUAUGGAGGCCUUCAGGAUGAAACGCUCCAGGGAUGACGACCCCAUGGCCAACUUCCUGGAGCUGGGACAGUGAUAGGGACAACUCCAUACUCUAUGCUCGCCCCUACCUACAGUAUACCCUCCACCCUCUCAUCCCAGCCCUGUACCCCCUACCCUCUCCUCUCCUCUCACCCUCUACCCUACCCUCUCCUCCCAGCCCUCU
Oncorhynchus kisutch (coho salmon) is the source of this 543-nucleotide messenger RNA. Its product is annotated as pre-mRNA-splicing factor SLU7-like. The transcript has 3 exons. Lineage: Eukaryota; Metazoa; Chordata; Actinopteri; Salmoniformes; Salmonidae. Bases 1 to 414 code for a protein of 137 amino acids. The record is from RefSeq and is a predicted model, not a curated record.